Messenger RNA from Chlamydomonas reinhardtii, 2172 nucleotides. RefSeq lists its product as uncharacterized. The record is from RefSeq and is a predicted model, not a curated record. The transcript is spliced from 5 exons. Lineage: Eukaryota; Viridiplantae; Chlorophyta; Chlorophyceae; Chlamydomonadales; Chlamydomonadaceae. Bases 220 to 1665 code for a protein of 481 amino acids.
GUCAAGUUGCGGGUCACCGAGCCCGCCAUGAGUCGCAUUAGCACAGCAUCAGCAGCGAAACAAAUCGCUCGCCAGGAGCUUGGGCCGCGCUGCGAGUCUGUCCAGAAGCUAUGUGGCAUCUCACCGGAGCGUGGCCUGCCCGGCGGCUUGCGUGACGAGCACUGGCACGGCGAACACGAGGGCACCGCCCUUCAACAAUACCGGGCGGCUACAGCAUGUAUGCGAACAGCUGCGACGAGGUCAGCUGGCGGGAGCUGGCGGGAGCACAACGCAGAACCGGAGGCGACGCUGGACCCGGUCAUCUUGGUGGCCAGCCAGGAGGCCUGGUACCUAGCGUGCGGCGGUGCAUCGGCAGUCGUGUGGCGUGACCGGCAUCGCACCUCCGCCCGAUGGGUGGUGAUGCGGUGCGCUGACUCGAAGCGCCCCUGCGCCGACGCCCGGGAGUAUAUUACGCGCAAUCCAACCCGAGCUUCGUGGGCACCGGUGCUGGAGGUGCUCCAUUGCGCCCACAAGGGCGCUCGCGACUGGGAGGCCCGCCUGCUGCAAACCCUGGGCCUCAGUACGCCGCUGGACAAGCACGUGCAGCACUGCACUCGUGGUGGUGGCGGCAACAGCGUGGUGGCUCGGAACGAUGAGGACUCGUCUGACGGCCGCGAUGCGUCCGAGUCUGACACUACUGCCGGGAACGAGGACUCCGAGUACAGCUCUGGUGACUGCGCGGAGGCGGACCUGGCGGUGGCGCAGCGCGGCCGGGCUGAGGCGUGGCGGCAGCGGUCAGCUGACGGCGCCGCUUAUUCGUCGCGGCAACCUGCGCAGUCGUCUCGGCCGCAGCAGGCACGAGCGCUGACGGAGGAGCAGGACGACGGGGUCGCGCAGCACUGGUACGGCUUGACGCGGAGCCUGUUCCGCCACCACAGCGACGCCAUCAUGGCGGCGUGUGGCAAGGACGAGGCCGACCGGGCCGUGGUUCACACACUGGCGUGCCAGGCGGUCGCUGCUGCUGGCGUGGAUGUGGAGGCCGGGCCAGCCGUGCGGGGCUGGCUCGCGCUUGAGCUGCUGCGGCUGGCAGAUGCGCAGGUCAUGCAGACGGGCGGCAACACAUGCGGCAGCUAUCACGCAGAGUGGCCUGCAGCAGCCAAGGAGCAGGCUGUCAGCUCCCUCCUGCACACGGGUGGCCGCGGGCGCCGCGAAGCCAGUGACCUGGUGGCGGCGGCUGCGGCAGCUGAUGUGCAUGUGCGGUGGAUCCAGCAGGUGCUGCUGGGCCUCGACUGGUUGGCGCCGGCACGGGAGCGGCCACCUGUCAGCCUCCCGUCGCCGCCGCGGGCUGCUGCUGGCGUGGCAGCUUCUCUGGACGCCGCCACGGAACGGGUGGGCGAGGAGGAGGCCGGCGCAGGGCGGCAGCCAGAGGAGGAUCGCGAUCCGCAGGACGCGACAGGCUUGAAGCGGCGGGGCGGCGGCGGCGGUGGUGGCCGGGGUGGGGCCGCGGGCAGCAAGAUGGCCAACCUGAUCCUGUUGGUGCCGGUGCUGCUGGUCGGAGCUGCCUCUAAAUACAGUCCGCUGGAUGCCGGCGCCGCCACGCCGAGGGCCCCACUUCCACCGCGUGCAAGGAACUGUGCGGUUUCGCUGCACGCUUCUGGUGGUCGCAUGGCGGGCGCGGGUAGGUGAGGCCGCUGGAAACGUUACCGUGCUGGAGAGCGUGGCUCGGGCGGCUGCCGUCCUGACUGCGAGGACGAAGCAAUCGGCCAUGGGCGCGGCUCUGGACAACGUUGCGGUGAGCGUGGUGGCGUUUCUAUGCGGGCCCGAGGGCACUGAGAGGGAGAAGCAGUUGGUUGAGGUGAAGGGGCUGCAGGCGCAGGUAGAGGUAGCCAAGCUGCAGGCGACGGCGCGGGCAUUGAUGCACGUGGCGGCCGUCUCCCAGGCGAGCCCGCCCAAGCCAGGCAAGCGUCACAACCUUCCGUGAGGCAGUUGGGUUGAGGCUUUCGGCGCAAUCUGUUGGACAUUCUCGGAGUUAGUAUGCUGAUGCGGUUGCUGAGUUGCUGCGGAUGGUGCAACGCGGAUGGUGUAUUUAUGUGCAAAACCUUUUGGGCCCACACAAGCCAGGGCUUCUGUCGCCUCGGUACAUCUGCAAGACACCAACUCAUGAGCGCACGCGUGUUGUAAUCGUGUCAGGCU